AUGGGUUCCGGCAAGACAGAAUAUCAAACUCCCCCGCGAGUCUCCCACAAAGAUGCACCGCAAUACGCAGAGACGUCGAUGGGAUCUGCAAGUCUCCCCGAUGAUGUAGGAUCAGCGUUUCCCGACGACGAGCUUCCGCCCUACGAGAAUAUCCUUGCAGAGACUCCUCUCCUUGGGCAAGCAUCAACCGCGGCGGCCGCGACCCACCAGGCAUGGAACGCCCCUCCGCCAGAUCUCCCAUGGUCCAGCCAUGAUCUCUACCGUGGCGAAUACCGCACCCGGUUCCCGGACUACUCGACCCGCCCGACAGCCCUCUAUCAGAUGGUCAAGCAGCAAGCCCAGCACCCCCCCUCGUACUUUGUCCAGCUCAGCGGCUUCCACCACGAGACGCGCCGGACGGGGAACAAGGACACGAGAGAAAAGAUCCAGGAUUUCCUCAUCUCAAUCAACAUCACCGACUUGCUCGGGCGCGGGGAGAUGGAGCUCCUCCCAGACAACAAGCGCGGGUACCGAGGAACGAGGAUCGUGUCGUUCCACCCCACCGUGAGCGAGGGCGCAGACGGCGAGGAGGGCGGCGGAGGCACGGACAGGGAGCUGCAGAAGUGGUGCGAGAGAUACGUGGCGGACCGGUCGGGCGUCAAGUCCUUCACCCUGAAACGCGAGAUUGCCAACCACGAUCAAAGGAGACUGGAGACACUUCUCCACGCGGCGAUUGCAGAGACCAACUACCGCGGCCACCUCUCCGUCACUUUCCCGGUGCAACACAGCGCGCUGAUCGUCUACAGCCCAGGCAAGAUCAACGAGUGGCGCAUCACGGUCUGGAUCCGCUGGCUGUUCUACUGCUCGUUCCUCUGGCUCUUCGCCUGGCCCUUCCUCGCCCUCGUCACGGCCCGCUACGAGACUGUCAAGGUGGUCUUCCGAUAUGCAGAUUCCCCGCCGGGUAGCGUCAACCGGCGAUGCGCGGUCAUGACCGAGGUGGAGUGGUUUCACAGGUGGGAGAACGCCAUCAAGAGAGCGGCGUUUUCGAGGAUUGUAUGCAAAGAUGCCGCCUUGGAUGAGCAGUAUCGGCUUGCGACCGAGAGGGCGGAUGCUAGUAGAGGUCAGGCGUACCAGCCCGAGACUCCCAGGACUGGGAACGCGUUGGCGGAUGGUGCGUUUGGCUUGCUUGGCCAGGGCUUGAGACUUGCUUCGGACUUCAAUGCUAUGAGGGGGUGGGGGGCUGACUGCUAG
Drepanopeziza brunnea f. sp. 'multigermtubi' MB_m1 is the source of this 1230-nucleotide messenger RNA. RefSeq lists its product as uncharacterized. NCBI's taxonomy places the organism in Eukaryota, Fungi, Ascomycota, Leotiomycetes, Helotiales, Drepanopezizaceae. The record is from RefSeq and is a predicted model, not a curated record.